AUGGAACAAUAUCAAAAAAUAAUAAAAAAUUAUUUAAAUGAACAACUAGGAAUUAAUAGUAAUAAUAAUAAUAAUUUAAAAAAAGAAAAAUCAAUAAAUCAAAAAAAUCAACAACAACAAGAAGAACUUCAAUUUGAAAUUGAAAAUAUACCACCAUCACCACCUUCAUCACCAAUUAUUCAAAUGUCACAAGAAUUUAUUGAAAAUUCAUUUGCAGAAGAUAAUGAGGAAGAAGAAGAAAUUAUAAUAAUUAUGACCAAUUCAAAUUCAAGUGAAGAUAAUGAAAUUAAUGAAAAAUUAAAAGGAUUGAAUAGUGUUUGCAGUGGUGGUGGUGAUUUUAAACAUCGGGUUAUUGUUGAUAAUUUAGUGGUUUCAUUUGAAAUGGAUGAAAAACAUAAAAAUCAAUUGAAAUUAGUUCAACAAAGAUAUAAUAAAGCUAAACAAGUAUUUGAAAUACUUUUAAAGCAAUCAAAUCAAUAUUUACAACAACCUCAAAAAUCAAUUAAAGAAAGAAAUGAAAAAAUUAAAUCAAUUCUAACUCAAUUUGAAUAUGAACAAUACAUUCAAUCACCAUUUAAUUUCUUUGGUUUAGUUUCACCAAAAGUUGGUGUUGAUAAGGGUAGUUUAGAAUAUCUUUCAGAGAAUUAUUCACAAUUCUCUUUAAUCACAAUGGGUUAUCCAUUACAAUUUUUAAAAUCUUCACUUUGUAAAUUUAAUAAUCGUAUUCCACAUUUAUUUAAAGUUUCCCAAUAUGAUCGUUCAACUAAAACUUUUCAAAUUUUAAGAAAUUUAAUUAAAAAAAAUAACCUAUACUUUGAAAUGUAUUUUAAUUCAAUUUGUUUAAUUAAUAGAAAUAUUUUAUCAUUAAAUCAAAAUAAUUUUAAUAAUAAUUUAAAUAAUAAUUUAAAUAAUAAUAAUAAUAAUAUUAAUAAUGAAAAUAUUAAUAAUGAUAAUAAUAAUAAUGAAUUAAUUAAUAAUAAUGAAGAAAAUAAUGAAGAGAAUAAAAUUAAAUUUAGUGUAAAUUUAAUUAGAAAAAAUAAAAAUAAACAAAUAACAUUUUGUAAAUUAGUAAUACCACAACCAAAUUCAAUCGAAAAAUAUUCAGUGAUUUGUUUUGAAGGAAAAGAAAAUGAUAUGGUUUCAAGUAGAAUAGAAUAUUCUUCACAAGAUAUUUUAGAUUCAAUUAAUAAUUUUAAAAAGAAAUUUUUUAAUAAAACUGGUUUAAAUUUUAAUUUUAAUUUAAAUAAUAAUUUAAAUAAUAAUAAUAGUAAUAAUUUAAAUAAUAAUAAUAAUAAUAAUAAUAAUAAUUCAAAUAAUAAUAAUAAUAAUGAAAAUGAUGAAAUAAAAAAACAAUUAUUAGAAUUAUUUCCAUUAUCAAAAAAAGAAAAAAGAGAUAAAAAAUUAAAUCCAUAUCAAUAUAAAAUAGUUGAUAAUAAUUGGCCAUUAAAAAAUAAAAUUCCAAAUUUAAAAAAUAUUAUUUUUUCAGUAAUAAGAGAAUUAAUGUUAAUUAAUUCAAAUUAUUUAAAUGAAUAUUUAAUUAAAUUACCAAUUGAUUUAAUUGAAGAUUUAAUAAAAAAUUGUAAAAGAGAUAAAACACCAAAUGGAUUUUAUUGUUUAAAAAUAUUAGUUGAUAAAAUUCAAGAAAUUAAAUAUUUUAAAAAUGUUUCAAUUAAAUUACCAUCAAUUGAUAAAAUGAUAAUUUCAUCAAAUCAACAUAAUAGUUGGUUUUCAUUUUUAUAUGAAAAAUCAAUUUCUCAAGAUAUUUUUAAUUUACAAUAUAGUCAAGAUUUUAUGAUAAAUGUUUAUGAAAAUUUAGAUUUAUUCAUUUUAAAAGAAUGGCCAUUUAAAGAACAAAUUAUUAAUAUUAUUAAAAAAGAGAAUUCCCAAAACUAUUAUUGUCAAGGUAAUGGUAAUGGUAAUGGUAAUGAUUGUAAGAUUGAUCAAGAUAUAUCAAUUGGAAAACCAUCAAUUGUUAAUAAAAUUGAAUUUUUAAAAUUAUUUAAUCAAGAAUCAAACUAUAGACUUUUAAAUAAUUACGGAUUCAAUUGGUCAAAUACAGUUAUAUCUGGUAAUUUUAUAACAAUGUGUUUAUUGGGUGAAAAAUAUAAAUCAAAUUUUCAAGAUACUGAAAUUGAUAUAUUUUUUUAUGGUUUAGAAAAAGAUGAAAUUAUUAAUAGAAUUCAAAAUUUUAUUAAAUUUUUAAAACUCUCAAAUCAAUGGAACCAAUAUUCAAUUUGUAAAACUUUAUCAGGUUCAAUAGUAUUAUCAAAACAUUAUCCUUUUAGACAUUUAAAAUUCCAUUUAGAACCGUAUGUUAAUAAGAAUCAUAUUUUGGUUUGUUGUGAUAUUCAUUCAAAUGGUUUCAUAUUUGAUGGUGAAAAUAUUCAAACUCUAUUCAACUCUAUCCAAUCAAUCAAUUAUAGAUGUGAUUUCCUUUCAAAAGAAAGUUGGAUGUUAAAUGGCGAUAUUAGAUAUCAAAGAAGAAUACUUAAAAAUAUUUCAAAAGGUUUUAAAUUAAUUUCUUUUGAUUUAAAAUUUUUUAAAGAAAAUUUUAAUUUUAAUAAUAAUCAAGAAAAUCAAGAAAAUGGUAAUAAUAAUAAUAAUGGUAAUGAUGGUAAUGGUGAUGAUGAUGAUGAUGAUGAUGAUUUACAAUUUAGUUCACAUACAAAUCAUUCUGGGUUAGCAUUAAUAGUAUCUUGUCAAAAAAAUGAUGAUGUUGUUUUAUUUAUAAAAUCUUCAAUUUUACCAAUACCAUAUGGAAAAGAUAUAAAUAAGGAAAGAUUUGAAGAAAUGAUUAAUGAUCAUUCUUUAAUAUCACGUUAUCAAUCAAUCAAUGAAACUUAUUUAGAAUUAAUUAAAAAAUAUCCUUUACAAUAUCCAAAUAAUAGAAAAUAUACAACUCUUUCUUCAAAUAUGUUUCCAUUUAUUAAUAUUCAACCAAGAUUUACUUUUGAUAUAUAUACAAAUAUUGAAAUUGAAAAUUAUAUAAUUGGAAACCAAUCAUCAUCAGUUGAUAUACCACCACAGCAAGAACAACAAACAUCUAAAUGGUCAACAUCAUAUUUACUAUCUUUAAGAUCAUAUAAAAAAUCAAAUGAUUAUUCAUCAACAUUUAUAAAGGAUAUUGGGUAUGACAAAGCAAUUGAUACCCAAGAUGUUUUUUUAAUAUGUUUAACAUGUUCAAUAGUAUCAUUAUGUUGUAAUUUUGUAAUAUUAAUAUUACAAUUAAUAAAUUUAAAAGUUAAAAGUAAACACAAUGCAUUCUUAAUGUGUAUUCUAUCAAAAGUUGUUGGUUUCAUUUGUUUAGUAUUCAAUAUUGGUUCUGUAUUAUAUCUAUUAUCAUUUAGACAAUAUUUCGAUAAAGAAUGUAAUUUAUUAGGAAACUGUUUAAUUACACCUCAAAAUAGUUCAAGUAGUAGUAGUAGUAGUAGUAGCACUAGUGUCAAUGAUGAUCAAGAUAGUAUUGGUUAUAAUGCAAAUAGUGCAUUGGAAUUUAUUGGUUCAACUGAUACAACUUAUUAUAGACCACAUUUAGGUUGGUUAUUAAAUGCAAUUGCUUUCUUUUUUAUAGUUGGUGGUAUCUCAUUUCUAUUUAUACCAAAAGAUAAAAAGAAUAAACAAAAUAAAUAUCAACUCAUUGUUUAA
Molecule: messenger RNA, 3645 nt
Organism: Dictyostelium discoideum AX4
Lineage: Eukaryota; Evosea; Eumycetozoa; Dictyosteliales; Dictyosteliaceae
Exons: 3
Coding region: 1-3645 (1214 amino acids)
Biological process (GO): chromatin remodeling
Source: RefSeq, a predicted model, not a curated record